AUGAUCAUCCACCCCCCUGCAGUUUCAGAAGCUGCAGCCGUAUGGGUUCCUCCCAAAGCAGGCCAAACCUAUGGCAUAGGAGUUGUCAUUAGGAAUGAACCGGGGGUGUUUAUGGCUGGCCUCUCAAAGAAAAUGGAUGCAACUUGGGCAGAUCAAGGAACUCAAGCAGCUGGUUUGUAUGGAAUGAGUGAAGCCAUUCUCAUUUCACAGCAACAGGAGAUUGAUGAGAUAAUCAUUGAAGGAGACUUACCCAAUGUUUUGAAGAUAUUCAAAGAAUCCAGAGACGUGACUUCUUCUACGGGUCUCAGAGUUACUGAUAUGGCAAACGAAUUACGGAAAUUCUGUUCUUAUGAAGUGGCGAUCGUCAAUAGACAGGGCAAUAGGGUAGCAACUAGAUUAGCUCAACAUGCCAAUCUCAUUGAUAAUGUAUUUGUCUGGCAGGGGCAGGCACCUGAGUUUAUUAUGCCGCUUCUUAUUUCCGACAUUCGAUUAUAA
Messenger RNA from Ilex paraguariensis (yerba mate), 495 nucleotides. The record is from the annotation of a GenBank genome assembly. NCBI's taxonomy places the organism in Eukaryota, Viridiplantae, Streptophyta, Magnoliopsida, Aquifoliales, Aquifoliaceae.